GUCACUCCACUGUUGGAGAAAUAUUACCUCUCACCAAUGUACGGUCUGGAAUUUGCCAUCGGCUUCAUCGGAAACCUAGUGGUGGUCCUAGGCUACAUCUUUUGCCUCCCUGCUUGGAAGUCCACUAACGUGUACCUGUUUAACCUGUCUGUGUCUGACCUCAUCUUCCUGUGCACUUUACCUGAGCUGUCCUAUAACUACGCUUACAACCUGAAAAAAUUCAAUUCAUCACUAUGUGUAGUUAAUCGCUACAUUCUCAAUGUGAACCUGUACUCCAGCAUCCUUUUCAUGAUGUGGGUAAGUGUGGACCGGUUUUUAUUGAUGUGUCACCCACAGCGAGAACACAUCCUGUUGACUCUCAAGGCUGCAUUAAUCAUCAGCAUCCUGAACUGGAUCUGGGUGACUGCUCAAAUUUCUCCUCUCAUCGUCUUCAUCAUCCAGGACUUGGAGCAAAAUGGCUGGACAGUGUGUCGUGAUUUUGGGAGCCUGGGAGUUCCCCGAGUUAUUCUGAUCUACAGCAUAAUUCUCACUAUAACUGGAUAUGUGAUGCCACUGGUGGCUUUGUUUCAGUCAUCAAACAAGAUGGUUUCUGUACUAGUGAAAAGACAGGAAUUGCGUGGCAAGUCUUUUCAAAGGCCAGUAAGAAUCGUGCGGAUCGCAACUAUCAUGUUCCUGUUGCUCUACACACCUCUCCAUGUCAUGAGGAUUGUGCGUUUUGCAUCACGGCUUCCUGAAUUAAAUUUGUCAUUGUGUGUUUUAGACUACAUCAAUGGGGCUUUCAUAGUGACACGGCCAUUUGGAUUCGCUCACAGUGCCAUCAACCCUGUGUUUUACUUCCUCAUGACAGACAGUUUUAAAGAAGUGCUGCAGGAAAAGUGGAGGCAGAUUAAAAGGAUGAUACUGAGACCGUCAUAAACGAGUCUGACCCAGACAAAGUCAGCACUGAUAAUUAUUGCCUUGCAUUUAAAUCUUAUAUUUAUAU
This is a messenger RNA of Tachysurus fulvidraco (yellow catfish), 982 nucleotides long. Its product is annotated as succinate receptor 1-like. Gene Ontology annotation, molecular function: G protein-coupled receptor activity. Gene Ontology annotation, cellular component: plasma membrane. The coding region runs from base 37 to 915 and encodes 292 amino acids. The record is from RefSeq and is a predicted model, not a curated record. The transcript has a single exon. NCBI's taxonomy places the organism in Eukaryota, Metazoa, Chordata, Actinopteri, Siluriformes, Bagridae. Gene Ontology annotation, biological process: G protein-coupled receptor signaling pathway.